AAUCAAUAAUCAUCCCCUUCGGCUCACAUGUUAUAUAGUCUUCAAAGAAAUUUACCAUGAAAUCAUCAAGUGCAAAUGAGAAAAAUUCAUUAUUCGAUGAGUUCUUCUUCACUUAACAUAAUCAAAUAUAUUGGAAAAUUGAGAAUUUUCAAAAAAUGGAAUCACAAGAAGAUUCGAGAACAAGACGAGUUGUUCGUCGUUAUCAAAAUGAUCCCUCACCACCAAAUACUUUAUCUGGAUCUAAAACUCGAUCAUCGACAGUUUGUGUCGCAGUUUAUUUAAUGUCAGAUGUUGUAUUGACAAUGGAUGUUGAAAAAAAUGCCACAUCUCAACAAAUUAUUAAUAUCAUUCAAUCGGAUAGCGAGUUGGGAUUAAUGAGAUCGCCACCAAUUGCUGGACAACCGGUUUUUGCACUUUGGCUCUGUUCCUCACAAUUGGAGGUUCAAUUGAAACCUUCCCAUAGGCCUUUGGAAUUAGCGGGAAAAUGGCGAAAAUUAGUUGCUAAGCACGGAUCUCAAAGUGGAAAAGAAGACGAGGAGCCUGUACUUUAUUUUCGAAGGAAUGUUUUUUUAACAAGACACGACGAGGAACAAAUAAAAGAGCCAAAAAUUCUCGAAUUGCUUUACGCCGAAGCCAGACAUAACGUUUUAGAAGGAAGAUGUCCUUGUGAGGGUCAGGCAAGAUACGCGAGCCUAGGAGCAUUACAGGCUCGCAUUGAAUUGGGACCUUAUAAUUCACAAACGCACACAUUGGCCUUUUUUCGAAAGCACAGAGGACGAUUUCUUCCUCAUCAUUAUAAUUCGCCAAAUUUUUUAUUAGGCCUCGGUUUUGGUUUGGGUCUUGUCGGUGGUAAAGGUGCACCCGAGGCAAGACUUUUGGAACAAUAUAAAAAAAUUCCAAAUCACACGGGAAUGAAUACAAAUACACGUAAACUUAUGAGAAAAUAUUUGGAAUUUUGUUGGGGUUUACCGAGUUAUGGUGCAGCAUUUUUUCAAGGUCAAAUCGAAUGUCCAGUUCGUGGUUUAGCAUCAUGGAUUACAAAUCGUGAUCUUCCGGUUUUAAUUGCCAUUAAUACGAAUGGCGUUUAUAUUGUCGACGAUGCACAAUGUAGCCUUCUACUCGGACUGAAGUAUUCGGAAUUAAGUUGGGAAAUGGCAAAACCUUCUGAUGAGGGAAAUUCCGAUUGUUUGCCUUGUCUUUUCCUUCAGUUUUCCGUUCGGGAAAAUGGAACUCAAGUUUAUAAAAUUCUACAAGUUUUUUCUAAACAGGCAAUUAUGAUGGACACUUUAAUAUCAGGAUUCAUUGAGGAAAAUCAAAAAAUUGAAUCCAAUAAUGAAAAUCUCAAUCGAAUUCAAAAUGGAUCUAUUGUUGCAAACGUUGGAAGUUUCACGAAUAAACUCAGUAAAUUCACUCUGGCAACAUUUGAUGAUGAAGGACGCUGCAUCGGACAAAUGGGUUCCUGGUCAUUCCAAUAAAAAAUUGUAAAAACAAAAAUUCACAUUUUAAAAUAAAGAAUUUUGUAUUUAAAUUUAAAGUAAUAAAGAAAAAAAAGAAAGUAUUA
This is a messenger RNA of Leptopilina boulardi, 1561 nucleotides long. RefSeq names its product FERM domain-containing protein 8 (gene Bili). Gene Ontology annotation, biological process: negative regulation of canonical Wnt signaling pathway. The transcript has 7 exons. Gene Ontology annotation, cellular component: plasma membrane; cytoskeleton. Bases 156 to 1475 code for a protein of 439 amino acids. The record is from RefSeq and is a predicted model, not a curated record. Lineage: Eukaryota; Metazoa; Arthropoda; Insecta; Hymenoptera; Figitidae.